Cydia pomonella (codling moth) is the source of this 1923-nucleotide messenger RNA. RefSeq lists its product as uncharacterized. The coding region runs from base 115 to 690 and encodes 191 amino acids. NCBI's taxonomy places the organism in Eukaryota, Metazoa, Arthropoda, Insecta, Lepidoptera, Tortricidae. The record is from RefSeq and is a predicted model, not a curated record. The transcript has 5 exons.
UUGUUUGUUCAUUCACAGCCAGUUCCUCCCUCCCCCCGCCGCGGGUCAUCUGACUCUCAUCAUUGCAUUUAUUAUCUUUGUUUGUGAUACACGUGUGCUGUUCUUAACAGGAAAAUGAUGGACAAAAGCGCAAUGAUGAAUAAAAUGAGAUGCUGUUGUAUUUCCGUAGACGUCGGAACCUUCAUUUUUGGAAUUUUUAGCGCUGUGAUAUCAGCCAUCGGUAUCCUUGCCUUCGCGACCUUCCAUCUCUGGUUCGGAGCCUUCUCCCAAGAAAAGGACUUCGAACAAUGGCUGCGAGACCCCAACUCCAUGCCGUCGCACGGAGAUGCCCAAUAUAAGAAGAGAUUGGCGACUUAUAUGUGGAUCAUGAUCUUUGUGUUCCUCUGGUUUAUAUCCUGUCUGGUGUCGUUCAUCUUCUCAGUGUUCCUCUGUUAUGGAACCCACAAGAGGCGGCCCGCCUUCGUGAAGGCCUACUUAGUCUACGGCAUUGUGAUGAUCACACUGAUGCUGGCGGUGGCUUGCUACCACACCUGGAGGGGAGAUAUCGUGGAUACGCUCAUACAGCUCAUUUAUUGCGGCCUAUACUCGUUGAUUCUCCUGAUGGUUAAGCGCACAUACGAACUCAUCCGAGCUGAGCACGCCUGCGAGUCCACACAAAUUCUAACCUCCAAACCUAGCAUGAAUAUUUAAUUUCUAGAACGUUUCUUCAUUAUCAAAAUUAUUUUAAAGCAUAAAUUAUUAAAUUUACGGCCUUGAUAGGACUUUGUAUCUCAAGCGAACCUUCCUCCCCAAACUCACCACUGGCUUUGUUUUUGAAUUUGGAACCUUAAGUUAUUGAAUUUUGUACAUAUUCCUAUAUACAUAUCUACAAUAUUUGUUCAAAACAGAAUGGUAUGUACAAAAAUUUGCACGCCCCUGGAGGUUAACUGCAAGUAAGUUCCCAAUUUGAGAAAAAUUCGCAGCCCAUUCGCGCGCUCCAAUAAAUGCCAGCUAUCAUAUCAUGUCUGUAUCAAAACUACAACAUCUGAAUACAGCUCCGGUAAAUGGUGUCGUGCAGUCCUUGCAGGUGUUGCUUCGGUUGAUGAUCCUCGGAAUAGAGCAAUAUCCGCGAAAAUCGAAGUUCGUACAUUUCGAGCAACUAGAGAUAGUCACUCUAAUUACGCCUUAAUUGGAGUAAAAGAGUAAGAUGACCGAAAUUUGCGAAUUUCGGUGUUUGCGGUAGGCCCUCAGAUCGAAACGUCGAGUGAUAAUAAGCGAAAGAUUCCUAGUCAGUGCUUGUAAAAAUUAUAAUGAAAAAUACAUAGUUUUUUCUGCAUUUAAAAAAAAAGGAAAAAGAUACAAUGUAAGUAAAAUUGUCUAAAAAUAUUAAUGGUUAAUAUGUGUCUUCUAAUAUAAUUAUCUCUGUAAUGUAUAUCAUAACAUAUAUUGGUGUUGUAGUAAACUAAUAAAUUAAGUCUUGUCUGAGCAAUCAUAAAAUAAUAUUAGUCAUAAGUGGAAACUGUUUUGGCUGUGUAUUCUCUAAAUGAAUUAUUUAACUGUACUAUUUUCCCUGUUUGUUUCCCAAGGUAAAAAAAAAUUACGUGAGUCACGUUUUUAAAUAAUUUAAAAAUAAGUCUGCAUCUCACGAGAUACAUAUCAAAAUCUCCAAACAUAUCAAAAAUUGUUGCCUAAUCGAAAAUAAAAUGAUGAAUAAAAUUGUAAAGUAAAGCGCAAUUCUGGCCAAACGUCGGAUGAGCAUUGAUUGUAAAAUAUUGCGCAAUUCUGGCCAAAGAUCGGAUGAGCAUUGAUUGUAAAAUAUUGCGCAAUUCUGGCCAAAGAUCGGAUGAGCAUACGACAUUGGCAUAUUUAGCAUUAAAAUAAAUUUAAUGUUAUGAUAAAAAUUGUGUAAAACAUUUGAAAUAAAUUAUUAUCUAUAUUUUAAAA